AUGGCGGAAGAUCCGGCUCGCAAAUCGCCUGGGCAGGCGGGCCGGGCACGCACCGUGUUCGACCGAGGGCAGCGUCGGCUGAGGCACCGCCUCCAAGGCGCCGAGUUGCGACACCCCCACGUCAGCAGACCACGGGCCAGCCUCAUACUCUGCUCGCGCCUCAGCUGUGAACCACACGGCGCCGUCGAGGGCGACGGCCGCGCCCGCGCCAGCAAGCCUGCGCUGCGCCUCCAGGGCACCCCCCUCGCCAGAGCACGCCCGAAUCGGCACGCCGAGGCCCACUGCCAGGAUCGGGGCUCGGGCUUGCAUCGCGCACCAGGCUGCCUAAAGCGCAGCGUCCGCCAUGAGUCUUUCGGCCUCGCGCUGGAGACCAACGCCGCCACAGCUGCCACACAGGCGCGCCUGGAUCAGGGAGUCGCCGCCGAAGCGCUUGCCAAGGAGCGCGGUGGCCAUGGCAUCCCCAAUCAAAUCGCUCACAGGCUCGGCCACAGCGCCCAGCAGCGGGGAGGCUACCAGACGCGCGUCGUAUGA
Prorocentrum cordatum is the source of this 531-nucleotide messenger RNA. The record is from the annotation of a GenBank genome assembly. NCBI's taxonomy places the organism in Eukaryota, Dinophyceae, Prorocentrales, Prorocentraceae.